Didymodactylos carnosus is the source of this 3564-nucleotide messenger RNA. NCBI's taxonomy places the organism in Eukaryota, Metazoa, Rotifera, Eurotatoria, Philodinida, Philodinidae. The record is from the annotation of a GenBank genome assembly.
AUGGAACACGAACGUUCAUUUCAAAAACAACCAACAAUUUUCUUGAAUAAAAAAAAUCAAACGUUGAAAGGGAAAGCGAAAGCUGCCCGUUAUACAAAAAACGUCGGAUUAGGUUUUAAAACACCCAGAGAAGCUAUUGAAGGUUCAUACAUUGAUAAAAAAUGUCCAUUUACCGGAAAUGUUAGUAUUCGAGGUCGUAUAUUAACUGGCAUUGUAUUAAAAAUGAAAAUGCAACGUACAAUUGUUAUUAGACGAGAUUAUUUACAUUAUGUCCGAAAAUAUAAUCGAUUUGAAAAACGACAUAAAAAUAUGUCCGUACAUUUGAGUCCAUGUUUCAGAGAUGUUAGCAUUGGCGAUGUUGUAACAAUUGGUGAAUGCCGACCAUUGAGUAAAACCGUACGAUUUAAUGUACUCAAAGUAGCAAAAGCUUCUGUUGAAAUCACAAAUUGGAAGGAUUUAAUUAAAUAUACGGAACUUCUCUGUAAUGAUAAAAAAAAAGAAGUAAAAAUUUAUAUGAUCGAUGAAGAAGACGAACAAAUUCAUUUAUCGAGUGAAACAGAAUUCAAUGAAAACGUUAUGUACGCUCGUGACCGUAAUGUUGAUAUAUUAAAAUUAAUCGUUUAUAUUGGUAAUGAUCGUAUAUUCGAUGGGAUGUAUAAAGUACCGCUACAAAACAAACAAAUUGUUCAAAUAAAAACAUUGCCAAAUGAAUUAGAAUAUCGAACUAGCAUGCUUGAUAUCAAUCGUGAUGUAGAAAAAUUUCCAAAAAAUAAAUUAAAAGAACUAAUGGAAAAGGUCCUUUCCGAUAAAUGGUAUAUACCAUGCAAAGUAGAUGAAUCAUUAGGCGUUUGUUUGGUUGCUGCGACGAAGUUAACUCAUGAAGGUCUUGCUAAUUUGAAUGAGGAUUGCAAAAGUUUUAUUGAUAUUAUUGUACCAGAUGCUUUUCGUAAAUUACAAAAUACUCCAUCUGUUAAUGGUUGGCCUGAUGAUAUUCAAUUUGGUAUUUUUGAAAUCUUAGAAUUAUUUAUUGAUCUUGUUUGUACACAACUUCGUUGUCCACUUGUACCAGUUGGUCUGCUAAAUAUAUUGGCUUUAACAUUCGAUUGUACUACAACAUACCAGCAACAACAUAAAACUAAACAAUAUAUAAAUCGUAAUUACAAUUUAAAUGGGUAUCAGUUUGUUAAAAUGCAGAUGGCUGAUGAUCGUUUAUCAUAUGGAUGGUUACGGUCUUUAAUUGAUCGAUUUGUUAUGCAAAAUGGUAUUGAAAAUAUGAAAAAACUAUUCGCUCUUGAUGAUUUGAAAGCUGGUGACUACAACGCUUUGUUAAAAGUAUUUGCUAAUUGCAAAGACUGUAUCAUUAUGGAACGGUAUCAAAUAUUAUUUAGUGAACAUAUUUUCCAAGCGAUUGACUAUGUUAAACGAUCAACAGAAGAUGUCAAUGAUUUAAUUGAAACAUUGCAUGUAAUUUGUGUGAAUUAUAUGUUACCCACGGGUGUUAAUGAGUUGAAACCAUUGAUAAAGCCAAAACGAUUGAAAACAUUGACUAAUCAUUUUAACAAUAGUAGAUCAAAAAAGAGUAAUGAUUAUUACAAAUCGUUGGCUGAAGACAUUCGUGAUUUGAGUCUUGAUAGUGAACGAAAGAAUUCAAAAAAACAGCGUACAGAUGAAGAUUUACUUGUACAAAAACCAGUAUUAUUUGAUUCUAUGCCACCAUCGAUCGAUGAUGAAGAAAAAAACAAUUCAGUUGCUGAAGAUACGUUUGCAACAGAAGAGCUCAUUGUAGGCCAUCAUCAUCAUGGCACAUCCCCUUCUUUAAAACGAAAACAUAAACGACAAAAUGUCGAUAAACAACAGCAUCAAAAUCGUCGCAAUACAGUAGCAGUGAUAACAACGACACCAGCACCAUCAAAACCAAAAGAUCAUGAAAAGAAAAAAGAUCGUCGUCAAACAUUGUCAACAUUAAAACAUAGUUCAGUAGUACUAGAAAAAUAUGAUCGAUCAAAUCCAGAGGAUAUUAUACGAUUUUUUGCAUCCAUGAAAUUGAAAAUAGCUGAUUUAUAUGAUCAUUUAGAAACAGCAACAUUCAAUGGACGAAUUAAAGAUGUUUUAAAAACGGAAGAAAAAAUUAAAUUAUUAAAACCCUAUUCAGCUCGUUUUGUUACUGAUGAAAAUAUCCCCGAUGGUUCACAUGUCAAGCCAAAUGAAGUAUUUCGUAAAUGUUGGAUAUUAUUAAAUGAUGGUAGUUUGCCUUGGGAUGAUACUGAUGUUAAAUUAACAAAUUUAUCCGAUAGUAUCAAAGUUGUGAAUGAACCACAUGUUCCAGUAACAGCACCACAUUCUCGUGCUCAUAUUUAUGUUGAUUUCAUAGCCCCAAAUGAUACGGGUGUUUUUGAAAGUAAAUGGAUAUUGUCAUAUCGUCAUUAUACCUUCGGUCCAAUGAUUUGGUGUUCAAUCAGAGUUGUAGAUGAUACAGUAAUUAUACCAAAUUAUGAAAUAGGUCGGAAUGAUAAUAUAAUGAUGGAAAGUACAGGAACAAUUACAUUAUCAUCAGCAUCAUCAAAUAAUAAUUAUGUCACGGUGUUACCUUCUUCGUUUAGUCAUCGAGAUUCGUGUUGUUCAGUAUCAACAAUAAGUAACUCGUUCGAUAUAAUGGAUAUACCAUUACCAACAUGUUUCGAUUUAACAAAACCAUUCAAACCAAAAGAGAUGCCCAUGCUGACCAAUGAUAAUUAUGGUAAUAAUCAUUCAAAUCGGACCAGUAUUACUUAUUCAAGAUUAUCCUCAGUAUCAUCUUCAAUAAAUGAUGAUGAUCAGGAUUUGUUUUGUGCUGAUUUUUUGGAUGAAGCACCGUCUGAUAAACGUUGCAAACCACGUGAAGUUAAAUCUUAUGCACUUGUUAAAAAUGUAGAAAAUAGAGCUAAUACUGUAGAAGUACAGCAAACACAACAAGAACAAGAAAGUGCUACAGUACCAUUACCAAUAACACUCGUAAUAACCGAACUGAAUGGUGAUGUUCCAUUACCAGAAGCACCUCCAUCGACACCACAAAAAUCCAAUGGUCAACCACUUGAUUUUGUCGACUCAGUUGUUACAAACAUAUUUAGUGUGGCAAAACAAGCUAGUUCAACGGCAAAAGCAAUAUUUCAAACAUUACAAGCAAAUGAUGAAACUACUGUACCUACUGCACCCCCAGCGCCGCCAGUAAACGUUGAAAUACCCCCACAAUUAUCAACUGUCUCGACAACACCAACAGAAGAGUUGCAUAAUGGUGAUGAUUAUUUUGCAACAAUUCAACAUGGUGAAAAUGAAAAUGAAUUUUUAAUUUCGUCAUUAAAUUCCAAAACAACUCCAUUUACUUCGUUAUCAUCAGUGACAUCUCAAACAAAUAAUUCAUCAUCUAUGUCAACAUUUGAUUUAAAUAUGAGUCAUUUAAUUGACAUGGGUUUUGCUAAUCGUGAACAAAAUCGACGUUUACUAAUAGAACAUGAAAAUAAUAUAACAAAAGUUGUCGAAUAUCUAUUCGAUUCAGGCGACAAUAGUUGGUUUCAAAGUCGUCAUUGA